This is a messenger RNA of Fonsecaea monophora, 1545 nucleotides long. RefSeq lists its product as hypothetical. Lineage: Eukaryota; Fungi; Ascomycota; Eurotiomycetes; Chaetothyriales; Herpotrichiellaceae. The transcript is spliced from 3 exons. Bases 1 to 1545 code for a protein of 514 amino acids. The record is from RefSeq and is a predicted model, not a curated record. Gene Ontology annotation, molecular function: serine-type endopeptidase activity; protein binding. Gene Ontology annotation, biological process: proteolysis.
AUGACGAGGAUGGAGACUAUGAACACAGAAGACAAGGACUCUGGGGUUGACGUGACAAGGAUCGAAAAACUGCGCCGAAUUGAAAAGAAGGCCAUCCAUGCGACUAACAUUGAAGACUGGGAGACUGUCGAAGCACGUUACAGUGAGAUGCUCCGGCUUGUAGACGGGUGGCUCGCACCGGGCGAUCCCAAUGUGCUGCUUAUACGAACCCAUCUCACCGAAGCAUUGACAAAUCAGGGCAAGAUUGACCAGGCGAUCGACAUUCACCAUGACCUGCUCGAUCGAAUAGAACCCGACACAGACGUCGAAAAGGCUAUCCUGAAUCAAGUUCUACAUCUCCAAAUCGCAGUCGUGGAAAUGCUUCUUCCCCGGAAUCGCGGCAAGGAUGCAUUGAACAUCCUCCAGAACGCACUCGAGGUGAGUGUAGAAGGCCUUGGCCGUAAACACGAAACUACCGACUCGAUACGAGAAAAUCACAGCCGUGUACUUGAGUGGGAGCGGAGGAACAUCCAGAAGCGGAUGGAUCGGUUGAAAGCAAAGGCAAACAGACGCGACAAGACUGUGCCCGUCACCGCAGCCACUGGAUCUCCGAUCUACAGCCCUCAGACGACCCCAGAGAUUCGACUCCCAUCUUCUACAGCUGAUACCUUUGACAACAAGGCCGUGGGCCUGGGAAUAUGCAUCGCAGGUGAUACAAGGCUCAACACGGAGCACCCGGACGUGCAGAAACUUAAACAGAGAACUGCCAAAGAACGACGUCUGCGAGGCUUCUGGGCCCCUCCAUCGACGGACUGGCGGGCGGACCAGGACGAAGACGGCCACGGAACAACCUGUGCGAUGGUUGCGCACAAGGUGGCGCCCAACGCCGACAUUUACAUUGCGCGCGUCUUCAAAGAUCGGAAACACGCCCUCGAGCACGCAGUGAACGACUGGCAAGUCGACAUCAUCAGCAUGUCGUUCGCCAUAUCGAAAAAUGACAAAAAGACCAAAGAGGCCAUGUCUGCCAAACUCGAAGAAAUCAAAGACAAGGUGUUGCUGUUCGCCGCCGCGUCCAAUUCAGGCCGGAACGACGGCAGAGCGUACCCGGCCAAGCGUCCGGAGGUGAUCGCGAUCCACGCCGCGCAUGGGGGAGGCGGCCCGUGGAAGAACAAUCCCUUGCCCUCCAGCGACGACGCCCACAAUUUCAGCACCCUGGGCAUGUACGUGGAAACGCCCUACACGGGACAAGCGACCAAGAGGGUAUCAGGCACGUCGGUCGCUUGCCCCGUCGCCGCCGGCAUCGCGGCGCUCGUUUUGGAAUUCUGCCGACAGCCACUCGUGACGAUCAAGAAACCCGAGAGAUUGAAGCACAAGAAGGGCAUGGAGGCCAUCUUCUCCCAGAUGUACAACCGGUUCGAAGCCUCCAAGGCCGGCAAAGAGGAGGAUUAUUUCUACCUGCGCCCGUGGAAGUUGAUGGUUGUCAAAGACACCGACGACGACACCGCCGCAGCGUGGCACCGGGUUGCCAGCCUCAUCAACGAAGCAUUUGGCGAGGAUUACUACUAA